AUGCAAAUUAAAGCAUAUCUUCUAAUUGUGAUUCUUUCAGCAUUAGUAAUGAGUGAUAUACUGGGAAUGCCAGCUGGAAAGAGUCAAUGUCCUGGUGGUGAACCAAUCGUAAAUUGCUUGGUAAAUCCAUGUCAAGGAGCAACAUGUUCAGCAUAUCCUAACGCUACAUGUGUCGCGAACUAUUGUGGAGGUUGUAAUACUGAAUGGUUCACAGAUAGUGGAAAACAAGUACAAUGUGAAACUACUAGUUAA
Molecule: messenger RNA, 252 nt
Organism: Rotaria sp. Silwood1
Lineage: Eukaryota; Metazoa; Rotifera; Eurotatoria; Philodinida; Philodinidae
Source: the annotation of a GenBank genome assembly